This is a messenger RNA of Triticum dicoccoides, 2201 nucleotides long. Its product is annotated as B3 domain-containing protein LOC_Os12g40080-like. Bases 403 to 1980 code for a protein of 525 amino acids. The record is from RefSeq and is a predicted model, not a curated record. The transcript has 8 exons. NCBI's taxonomy places the organism in Eukaryota, Viridiplantae, Streptophyta, Magnoliopsida, Poales, Poaceae. Gene Ontology annotation, molecular function: DNA binding.
GUACUGUGCUUUUUUCUGUUCGCUAGAUUUUUUUUUACUGCUGUGUCCUCUUCACUUGCCUAGAGGUACUGUGCUUUCUUCUUUGGGCCUAGUGAUUUAAUGCCUCAAGCGACUUUACCCAAGAGCUCACACACAGACAUAGUAAACAGAGGCCCUGACCUCACCCAUGAGCAAUGGGAUGGGCUAGUGCCAAAAUGGUGACAGAAUAUUUGGGUACAGCAUAGGCUCCGCUCCCCUCCACUCUCUACACAUACCAUUCAGCAUUGGCUCCGCUCCCCUCCACUCUCUAGCAAGGAUUCGAACUGUGAGGGGCGACGCAACAGAAGACCAGGGAAAAAGAAGGGUCAAGGAUACUGGGGGAACAAGGAACAGGGGGAAAGGAAGGGAUAAGGGUACUGCGAGAUGAACGGGGAUUGUGAGAACUGUGCUUUCUGGAGGGAUCAUUACUAUUGGGAACACAUGGGUGACGAGAAGAAGCAAUUUUCUGCUGUAGCCAAGGGUGAUUUCAAGAACAGCAUCCGUAUACCACGAGAACUUUCAACCCAUUUGAGGAGUAGGAUCUCCGACACCAUUAAACUCGACACUCCUAAUGGUAGGACAUAUGAUGUUGUGGUGACCUGGGAGUUCGGCGAGCUAGUUCUUCGGUCUGGCUGGGAUGCAUUUGUUACUGCACACCAUAUAGAAGAAAAUGACACAUUCUUGUUCAUCUACCAUGGGAACUCCAACUUUGAGAUUCAUAUAUUUAAUUCACGCAGUUGCGAGAAGAUGGCUUCCUGCUUUCAACCACCUUCAGAGAUCUUUGGAGCCUUUCCUCCCAGUGAGCCUUGUGAUCAUCAUGUGCUGAAUGCUGAACCUAAUCCAAGACAUGUUCAGACGCAAGUUGAGUUUGACUAUACCAUGUCAACUGGAUGCUAUCUAACCAAAUCACAAGAUGAGAAAGUUGUAGAAAUAGCCCGCAAAAUAAGGUCUGAGAUUCCUUUGUAUGUGGCAAUCAUGAAGAAACUUAAUGUCAACGUGAAGGACUGCUCUAUCAACAUACCAUUGAGGCUUGUGAGCCAUUUAAAAGAGGAGGCAGGUAGUGCUAUUAUCAAACUAGAAGCCCCUGGUGGUAACAUAUACAAUGUUCGAGCUAGCAAGCACAGCGAGGAUCAAGUUGUCCUCCAAUCUGAUUGGGAUGCUUUUGUAGCUGCUAAUCACAUACAGUUGAACGACCUCCUCAUUUUCCAUAGCAAGGGAAAAACUAGUCUCAAAGUUCUCGCACUGGACCCAAGUGGCUGUGAGAAAAACUCAUCAUGCUUCGACACAAAAAAAAUCUCCAAGACUGGUGAAGGUUCAGUUCAGAUUACUGAUGCACGCCCUUGUACAGUUGAAAUUAUUGAUCUGACCAGCUCUGACGAUGAUCACACUGAGAGAGAAGAUGCUGGAAGAUCAUCUGGGAGGCGGAAGCAGGUACCAGGUUCUCAUGCAAAAGCUCGGAAGAUGGCUUCGGCGUCAUCCCCAUCUACAAAAUCAGGAUCUGAUACUCACAAGCUGAAACAUCCCAUCUCCAACAAUGACAAUCUUCAGGGGCCUUCUAGGCCUCCCUAUAUUUUAGCUAGAGGGGUAACUCUAACCGGCCGUGUGGAGAAGAAAGUUCAGGAGAAAGUCCAAGCAAUUGGAUCUGAACUUCCUAUCUAUGUGGCAGUGAUGACCAAAAGCUGUGUUGGUGGCAACCUCUUUUCUCUGGAAUUCUGCGCGGAAUAUGCUUCAACUCUUCCAAGCAGAGAUCAAACUCUCAUACUUGAGCUGGAGGACAAGGAUUGGCACACGACAUUACACAUCAAAGGAAGUAGGAAGAUCAUUUACAGAGGCUGGUCAAAGUUUGCCUGUGACAAUAACCUGCAGCUGGGAGAUAUCUGCCUCUUCAAAAUGGCAGAGCGGCGCACGAGAGGCCUUGCGAUGAGGGUCCAUUUCAUUUGCAAGUCGGGCGUAUUUCUGUAGCUCAAGCAUCCAAGUCUAGACUCCCUCCCUGUUGUUCCUAUUGACUAGUACCACUAGAACUACCUAUGGUCUGUAUGGCUUUUAACUCUCUGAUACCCUGCCAUGAGAGAGUCCACUGCUGAACGACUUUAUGUGCGCCCGUUUAGGCUGCUGGGUGUUUGCUCAAUGACUUUCUAGUAUCGAACUUGAGAGGAAAUAUUGAACUCUACUUCUGCCUCUAA